This is a messenger RNA of Cajanus cajan (pigeon pea), 4342 nucleotides long. Its product is annotated as Leucine-rich receptor-like protein kinase family protein. The record is from RefSeq and is a predicted model, not a curated record. Gene Ontology annotation, molecular function: ATP binding; protein kinase activity; protein binding. Gene Ontology annotation, biological process: protein phosphorylation. Lineage: Eukaryota; Viridiplantae; Streptophyta; Magnoliopsida; Fabales; Fabaceae.
UGUUGUAGUGAGUGUCCACAGCAUAAGGUGGUGGAUUGCCAGAGCACAAAACAAGAGGAAACAAAACUCAACACAACACACGUACAGCAUCAACCACAAACCACGACUAGUUCAUGCCACUUCGCUGUAAAGUGCCUUCAACACAACAACAACAACAACAACGUAGCAGCGUUGACCCUUAAAUUCAACCAUCCUCAAGUCACGGUUCACCUCCACUUUCAUGCCCUCAUCAAUCAAUGUUAUGUCUUUUACUCUCUCUUUCUCUUUCUCUUUCUUUGUGUCUAUCUAUUCUAUCUAUCUGUCACUGUGUUGUGUUAUGUGUUAUGUCAUAUGUGUUAUGUGUUGUGUUGUGUUGUGUUCUCUCUCUCCCUCCCUUAUCCUAGUCUUUUGUAUUGAUUGCUUUGGUGGGUCUAUUUAUUUUUCUUUCUAACCAAAUGGGUUGUUAAUUAUUUCUCAAUUGGCUUCUAUUCUCACCACCAAGCAUUCUCUUCCUUUCACCACACGGUACUCUUGUUUUCUUUUCCUUUUCCCAUGUCAUCUUCUGCUUUGUCUUGAACCUCUCGUCUCUCGUGCGUUCACACUUGUGAAACCUUUCCUUUUUUGGUUUGUUUGAGAGAAAAACUAUGAUGGCAUUGGAGUGUAGUUUCCACUUCCUAAAUGGGGUUUACAUGGUGCUCUUGUUUUGCCUUGGCAUUGUCCUUGUGAGUUCGGUUAACGAAGAGGGUUUGAGUCUUUUGGGGUUCAAGGCUUCUCUUCAUGACCCAAAUAACAAUCUCUAUAACUGGGAUUCUUCUAAUUUGACUCCUUGCAAUUGGACUGGUGUGUUUUGCACGGGUUCAGUGGUGACUGCUGUGAAACUUUACCAACUUAAUCUCUCUGGUACUUUGGCUCCCACCAUCUGUGAUCUUCCAAACCUUCUUGAGUUGAAUUUGUCAAAGAAUUUCAUCUCUGGUCCCAUUCCCGAUGGAUUUGUUGACUGCGGUGGUUUGGAGAUUUUGGACCUUUGCACAAAUAGGCUUCACGGACCCCUUCUGACUACCCCUAUUUGGAAAAUCACUACACUUAGGAAGCUUUACCUGUGUGAAAACUACAUGUAUGAUGAAGUGCCAGUGGAGCUUGGGAAUUUGGCAUCACUUGAGGAACUGGUCAUAUAUAGCAAUAAUUUAACUGGAAGAAUUCCCUCAUCAAUAAGAAAGUUGAAGCAGCUUAGAGUUGUAAGGGCAGGUCUGAAUGCCCUCUCAGGGCCAAUACCUGCUGAAAUUAGUGAGUGUGAGAGCUUGGAGAUAUUGGGGUUGGCACAGAAUCAGCUAGAAGGUUCCAUUCCAAGGGAGCUACAAAGGCUUCAGAAUCUCACCACUAUACUUCUAUGGCAAAACUCUUUAUAUGGGGAGAUUCCUCCUGAGAUUGGAAACAUUAGCAGCUUGGAACUGCUUGCUUUGCACCAAAAUUCACUAAGUGGUUCUGUCCCCAGGGAACUGGGGAAGCUAUCCCAGUUGAAGAGGUUGUACAUGUACACCAAUCAGUUGAAUGGAACAAUUCCUUCAGAGCUAGGGAACUGCACAAAUGCUGUUGAGAUAGACCUCUCUGAAAACCGUUUGAUUGGGAUCAUUCCCAAGGAGUUGGGGAUGAUAUCUAAUCUUAGCUUGCUUCAUCUGUUUGAAAACAAUCUUCAAGGUCAUAUUCCACGGGAGCUUGGUCAGUUGAGUCUGCUAAAAAAUUUAGACCUGUCACUUAAUAACUUGACAGGUACAAUUCCACUGGAGUUUCAAAACCUUACAUACAUGGAGGAUUUGCAGCUAUUUGACAAUCAACUUGAGGGUGUGAUUCCUCCACAUCUUGGAGCUGUUAGAAACCUUACUAUUCUUGAUAUAUCUGCAAACAACCUUGUUGGUAUGAUACCUUCCCAUCUUUGUGAAUAUCAGAAGCUGCAAUUCCUGAGCCUUGGGUCAAAUAUGUUGUUUGGAAAUAUUCCUGAUAGCCUCAAAACUUGCAAAUCUCUUGUGCAGCUUAUGCUGGGGGACAACCUGUUGACAGGAAGCCUACCUGUUGAAUUGUAUGAACUGCACAAUCUCACUGCACUUGAACUCUUUCAGAACCGAUUUUCGGGGAUAAUAAACCCGGGAAUAGGCCAACUCAGGAAUCUAGAGAGGCUUCUCUUGUCAGCUAACUACUUUGAAGGCUAUCUCCCUCCUGAGAUUGGAAAUUUGGCACAACUUGUCACAUUCAAUGUUUCCUCUAACCGUUUUAGUGGAAGUAUUCCUCACGAGUUGGGAAAAUGUGGUAGACUGCAGAGGCUUGAUCUUAGCAGAAACCACUUCACUGGCAUGCUUCCAAAUGAAAUUGGCAACCUGGUGAACUUGGAGCUGUUGAAAGUUUCUGAUAAUAUGCUCUCAGGAGAAAUACCAGGCACUUUGGGGAACCUUAUUAGGCUCACAGACCUGGAACUAGGUGGAAACCGGUUUUCAGGAAACAUCUCUUUUCACUUGGGAAAACUAAUGGCUCUUCAGAUUGCACUUAACCUGAGCCACAACAAACUUUCUGGCUCAAUUCCUGAUAGCCUUGGGAACUUGCAAAUGCUAGAGUCCCUUUAUCUAAAUGACAAUCAACUUGUUGGUGAGAUUCCUGCAUCAAUUGGUGACCUUCUUAGUCUUGUAGUAUGCAAUGUAUCUAACAACAAGCUGGUAGGGACUGUUCCAGACACCACUACAUUUAGAAAGAUGGAUUUCACAAACUUUGCUGGAAACAACGGGUUGUGCCGUGUUGGCACUAAUCAUUGCCAUCCAUCUGUAUCUCCCUUUCAUUCUGCAAAACAUAGCUGGAUCAGAGAUGGUUCAUCAAGGGAAAAGAUAGUGAGCAUUGUUUCUGGGGUGGUUGGACUAGUUUCUCUAAUUUUCAUAGUGUGCAUAUGUAUGGCCAUGAGGCGCCGUAGCCAUGCUGCUUUUGUUUCACUUGAGGGGCAAACAAAGACUCAUGUCUUGGAUAGCUAUUACUUUCCGAAAGAAGGCUUUACAUACCAGGAUCUCUUGGAAGCCACUGGCAAUUUUUCAGAAGAUGCAGUUCUAGGAAGAGGAGCUUGUGGCACUGUUUACAAAGCUGUUAUGAGUGAUGGUGAAGUGAUUGCUGUUAAGAAGCUGAAUUCACGUGGAGAAGGAGCAAAUAAUGUUGAUAGAAGCUUCCUUGCUGAGAUUUCAACUCUUGGAAAGAUCAGGCACAGGAACAUUGUGAAGCUGUAUGGAUUUUGCUACCAUGAGGAUUCCAAUCUUCUCUUAUAUGAAUACAUGGAAAAUGGAAGCCUUGGGGAACAACUUCAUUCAAGUGCAACCACUUGUGCAUUGGAUUGGGGUAGUCGGUAUAAAAUUGCUCUUGGAGCAGCUGAAGGGUUAUGCUAUCUUCACUAUGAUUGCAAACCUCAAAUCAUCCAUCGUGAUAUAAAGUCAAACAACAUAUUACUUGAUGAGGUGUUUCAGGCUCACGUUGGAGACUUUGGCUUGGCUAAGUUGAUUGAUUUUUCGUACUCAAAAUCCAUGUCUGCUGUGGCAGGUUCAUAUGGCUACAUUGCCCCAGAAUAUGCUUACACCAUGAAGGUGACUGAGAAGUGUGACAUCUAUAGCUUUGGGGUAGUUUUGUUGGAACUAGUUACUGGGAGGUCACCUGUUCAACCUUUGGAACAAGGUGGUGAUUUAGUGACUUGUGUGAGAAGAGCAAUUCAAGCAUCAGUUCCCACAUCUGAAUUAUUUGACAAAAGAUUGAAUCUGAGUGCACAAAAGACAGUGGAAGAAAUGUCUCUUAUUCUCAAAAUUGCCCUGUUCUGCACCAGCACAUCUCCUCUUAAUAGGCCUACAAUGAGAGAGGUCAUUGCAAUGUUGAUUGAUGCUAGGGAAUAUGUCAGCAACUCACCAACCUCACCUACAUCAGAAUCUCCAUUGGAUGAGGAUGAUGCCAUUUCUUCCAAAGAUAGUGGUCUUGAGUUGUAAAUUAUAAGCCUCACUCCUUCCUCCAUGGAGAAAGUUUUUGGUACAACUUCAUUUCUACAAGUUUGAAUCUUGGACAAUCAUGUCCCCUGCCUCAACCGAAUAAGUAGCUUUAUCUAAAAGAAUCUCACAAUCAAUUUGAGAGAAACAAAUGUGCAUUAACCCAACAAUUUAAAGCUACUCUAAUCUAUUAUACCUUUAGAUAUACGAUGAUUCUAUUAACAUAACAAACCUCAAUCUUGCUAUGAUAGCGAGUUGAACAUACAAAGAUCGUCCAAAAUAGGUUCAUUGUGCUUCGAAUACUAAUGAUGACUAUCUUUGUUUAUGAUUUUACACGAUUUGUUCAAAUUUUAAUUGUAAAGUUCUUGCUA